AUGUCGUCUCACCACCAAGACCAGCAGCAGCAUACGAAGCAGCAGCAGCAGCAGCAGCAGCAGCAGCAGCAGCAGCAGCAGCAGCAGCAGCAGCAGCAGCAGCAGCGGGGCAGGGGUUUGCCGUUUUUGUUUAAAGUGUUGUCUGUGUCUUCUCCGCUGUCUCUCCAGUGCCACCCGGACGCUUCUUUAGCAGCAAAACUGUAUCAGCAGCAGCAGCAGCAGCAGCAGCAGCAGCAGCAGCAGCAGCAGGAGUUUCCCGACAGCAGCCACAAACCCGAACUUGCAAUUGCUGCUGCUGCUGAUUUUGCUGCUCUCGCGGGCUUCCGAGCAGCAGCAGCAAUUGGCCAGCUGCUGCAGCAGAACCAGCAGCUGCAGCAGGCCUUGGGGGACCACUUCAUGGCCUCGCAAGAAGCAAAACUGCUGCUGCACUUGGCGCAGCAGCAGCAGCAGCAGCAGCAGCAGCAGCAGCAGCGGCAGCAGCAGCAGCAGCAGCAGGAUGAAGAGGAGGGAAGGUUGGUGAAGGCUGCCUUUGCUGCGCUGCUGCGGGCCGACGCGCACCACCAGCAGCUGCAGCAGCAGCAGCAGCAGCAGCGGCAGCAGCAGCAGCAGCAGGCCCUCAGGGCCCUCCACGAACGCCUAAAGAAAAACCCCCCGCCCCACCCCCAGCAGCAGCAGCAGCAGCAGCAGCAGCAGCAGCAGCAGCAGCAGCAGCAGCAGCAGCAGCAGCAGCAGCAGCAGGAAGCGGACUGGGUGGCGCUGCUGCUGCUCUCGCACUACCCAAAUGACGUGGGCUGUUUUGCUGCUUACUUUUUAAAUUUAAUUUUUUUAAAAGAAGGAGAAGCAAUUUUCAUUCCCCCCAACUACAUGCACUGCUACUUGCAAG
Messenger RNA from Eimeria necatrix, 883 nucleotides. RefSeq lists its product as hypothetical. Gene Ontology annotation, cellular component: cytosol. Gene Ontology annotation, biological process: GDP-mannose biosynthetic process. Lineage: Eukaryota; Apicomplexa; Conoidasida; Eucoccidiorida; Eimeriidae. The annotation marks the transcript as partial. Gene Ontology annotation, molecular function: zinc ion binding; mannose-6-phosphate isomerase activity. The record is from RefSeq and is a predicted model, not a curated record. The transcript has 2 exons.